GCGCCCCGCCCAUCGAUGCCCCGCCCACGCCGCGCCGGUAGCUGCGCGGGUCGGAGCGCCCGGCCGGGAUCCCAGAGCCCGCGCACUGCGCCGGCGGCAAUGAAGAUCUGGAGCUCGGAGCACGUGUUCGGCCACCCGUGGGACACGGUCAUCCAGGCGGCCAUGCGCAAGUACCCGAACCCGAUGAACCCGAGCGUGCUGGGCGUGGACGUGCUGCAGCGCCGCGUGGACGGCCGCGGCCGCCUGCACAGCCUGCGCCUGCUCAGCACCGAGUGGGGGCUGCCCGGCCUCGUGAGAGCGAUUUUGGGAACCAGUAGGACUUUGACAUACAUCCAAGAACAUUCUGUGGUGGAUCCAGUGGAAAAGAAAAUGGAACUUUGUUCCACCAAUAUCACACUCACAAAUUUGGUGUCAGUUAAUGAGAGGUUGGUGUACACACCUCAUCCAGAGAACCCAGAAAUGACCGUGCUCACACAAGAAGCCAUCAUUACCGUGAAGGGGAUUAGCCUCGGUAGUUAUUUGGAAAGUUUAAUGGCCAACACGAUAUCAUCCAAUGCAAAGAAGGGGUGGGCGGCUAUCGAGUGGAUAAUCGAACACUCUGAAAGUGCUGUGAGCUAAGGAGGCCUGCGCCCGUGCUUGUGAUAAAUGGUGAUGCUUCCCAGAAGAAAGGAAAGAAGCAGGUGAGGAGGUGACGUGAGGACGAGCAAGGACCGGACGGAAGAGCGCGUCUGGCUGCGAGGGCGCGCAGGGCCGGAGAGGAGGAUCGGGCUGGACUCAUCGCGGGUCGCAGGUGACCCCGGGACUGGACGUCCCUCCCCUCAUGAGCGUGCAACAGGGAGCAGCCCCAGCCAGCCCCGCCGCCGCCGUCUGCGUGGAUGGAGGGCGCGAGGCCUUCGCCCAUGUCCCUUGGGGUGGCGCCCAUCACCUUGCCUGCCAUGGUGGCCCAGGCCCUUCUCUCCCUGCAGGUGGCCCGUGCCGCCCCCGCCCGCCCGCGCUGUCCUCCACUCAGGCCCGUCCACAGACGCUGGGGGGUGUGCCGCCCUCCGGCCUUUCCCCGACCCCCGCCUUUG
Messenger RNA from Cercocebus atys (sooty mangabey), 1070 nucleotides. RefSeq names its product slowmo homolog 1 (Drosophila) (gene PRELID3A). Gene Ontology annotation, cellular component: mitochondrial intermembrane space. The transcript has 7 exons. The record is from RefSeq and is a predicted model, not a curated record. NCBI's taxonomy places the organism in Eukaryota, Metazoa, Chordata, Mammalia, Primates, Cercopithecidae. Gene Ontology annotation, molecular function: phosphatidic acid transfer activity. Bases 16 to 618 code for a protein of 200 amino acids. Gene Ontology annotation, biological process: phospholipid transport.